This is a messenger RNA of Periophthalmus magnuspinnatus, 1420 nucleotides long. RefSeq names its product tetraspanin-8-like. The record is from RefSeq and is a predicted model, not a curated record. Bases 103 to 912 code for a protein of 269 amino acids. The transcript has 9 exons. NCBI's taxonomy places the organism in Eukaryota, Metazoa, Chordata, Actinopteri, Gobiiformes, Gobiidae. Gene Ontology annotation, cellular component: membrane.
GGAGCUCGUGCUCUGGAGCGAUCUACUUUCUCGCGGACUCAUUCAGUAACAAACUUCUCCUAAGCCUUCAUAUACUGCUGUUUUCCACGUUAGAUUGCAAAAAUGGGCGAUAUCAACACUUGCCUCAAACGUACAUUCACCAUUUUUAACAUUAUCUUCGCGAUUGUUGGAGGCCUCAUCAUCUUUCUUGCAGUGCUGGCCCAGGUCCUAACUAGCGUCCAUGGAGCAGAGAAUCUGGAGAACCGUAUGAGCAGCCUGAUCCUGAUGUAUGUCGUGGGUGCCAUUACAAUGGUGAUUGCCAUUCUGGGAGCUUAUGGAGCCCACAAAGAGAAGAGAGGGCCUCUGAUUGCUUUCCUUGUCUGCAUGGUUAUUGGGAGUCUGAUAAUGCUUCGAGUUGGAAUCAUGACUGCCUUUGCACGCCCACGGCUGGAGCCUGUAUUGGAAGACACAUUCCGCAGGUUUCUGCCUUUGGACGAGGCCAAUGAUGAAAUCCAGGAGAUGACUAAUGCCUUGCAGAGUCAGAUGCAUUGCUGUGGACUCUUCAGCUAUGAGGACUGGCGUAACAACAUCCCUGAUAGUUGUCUGUGCGAACAGCAGGAGUACGGGGAUAAGUGCGAGACUGUUAACUACUACACGCAAAAGAUACUUCUGCAGACAAGAAAGACAGUCUACAGCACACCCUGCUUCCCCAUCCUGAUGCAUUAUGUUCUGCUGAUCGUUGAUGUCAUGCUUGGUAUUGUCUUUACCCUGGCCGCCCUUGCAAUCCUGGGCCUGGGUUUGUCCUCUCUCAUGAUUCACCAGCUGCGCCACCCCAACAGAAGCCCUGUGGUGUUGGGUAUACCUGCUGUAUUCACCCCACAGCCUCCAAAAUACCAGGAGCUUCAGAACCCUCCCAGCUAUCCAGGAUAUUAACUAUGAAAUUCACCUACGCCAGGCUCUUUGUCUUGUACCCAUAAACCUGAAUAACUGGCUUAAGGAAAAAUUGUUUUGCAUCUCUUCUUUUACCUUUGCACAUCUGCGCCUUUAAAUCUACAUAAGUACUUUCAUUUGUACCUAAUACUUUCUGCACUAGCACUGGGUUUUUAUACACAACUUUAAACCACUUACCAAAGACACACUGACUUUCCAAAGGGACUUAGAAAUUUUUGGCAUUUUUUAACUUUGCCCUGAUGCUAAAAUUAGGUAUGACCGAGCUAUUUUUGUAACAUUUCAUGCAUUAUUUUCUACUUUUAUAUUGCUACAGCGUUUUGAUUGUAUAGAUAUACACAUAUUGAGGAAGGUGACUUGACCUUUUGUUGUACUGUAAAACUAUAAUUCUAGUUGUUCAGCCUGUACAAAUUGGCUACAGUUACAGUUAGGUUAUCAAAAGGGAUUUUAUCUGUAUUGUUUGGUUUCAUGUAAAUAAAGAGUAAAAAAUGUU